This is a messenger RNA of Orbicella faveolata, 1181 nucleotides long. Its product is annotated as sideroflexin-2-like. Gene Ontology annotation, cellular component: mitochondrial inner membrane. Gene Ontology annotation, molecular function: monoatomic ion transmembrane transporter activity. Gene Ontology annotation, biological process: serine import into mitochondrion; monoatomic ion transport. Lineage: Eukaryota; Metazoa; Cnidaria; Anthozoa; Scleractinia; Merulinidae. The record is from RefSeq and is a predicted model, not a curated record.
AUACGAGAAUGAAGCGAGAAUGACUGGUUUUAGUCUCCUUAAUCGUACACACAGAAACUUUUUGCGGGUGGUUUAGCAAUCGUUGUGGGUGUAAAUAAACAAGAAAAAAAUGGCUGCAGAACUAGCCUUGCCAGGACAAGUCAACUUAGAUGUCCCAAGGUGGGAUCAGUCCACUUUCUGGGGACGAUUCAAACAUUUCCUUGUUAUAACAGAUUGGAGGAAAGCUCUCUAUACUAAUGCUCAACUUGAUGAGGCAAAAGAAGUUGUUGAAACCUACACACAAGGUAAAACAACCAAAGUGUCAGUCAAUGAGCUCUGGCAUGCGAAGCAUUUAGUGGAUUCAGCAUUUCACCCAGACACUGGAGAAAGAAUGAAUAUCUUUGGUCGCAUGUCCUUCCAAGUUCCUGGUGGUAUGGCAAUAACAGGAGCUAUGUUACAGUGGUACAGGACUGUUCCAGCUGUAGUGUUUUGGCAGUGGAUCAAUCAAUCAUUCAAUGCUUUAGUAAACUACACAAAUAGGAAUGCUAAAUCAACGAUAACUGGAAAACAGAUUGGAAUAGCUUAUGUGUCAGCAACAUCAAGUGCUGUGGCAGUCUCAGUAGGGCUUAACACUCUUGUGAAGUCAGCACCUCCUCUUCUCGCUCGCUGGGUGCCUUUCAUUGCAGUUGCAGCAGCCAAUUGCGUCAACAUUCCUUUAACCAGACAAAGGGAAAUAAUAGAUGGAAUUGUUGUGUUUGAUGAGAAUAACAACCCUGUAGGAAAGUCAAAAAAGGCAGCCGCUAAAGGAAUAACACAAGUGGUCAUCUCCAGAAUUACAAUGGCUGCACCAGGAAUGAUUGUCAUACCAAUAAUAAUGGAAAAAAUUGAGAAAUAUCGUUUUAUGCAGCGUAUUAAACCCCUGCAUGGUCCUCUUCAGAUGUUCCUUUGUGGUGUGAGUUUGUGCUUCAUGGUACCUGCUGCUUGUUCAAUCUUUCCUCAGAGAUGCUCUAUGUCAGUGGACAAGCUUGAACCAGAGGCUCAAGAGGCCAUCAGAAAGAAAGCAGGAACAGCCAUUAAAACAGUGUACUUCAACAAGGGACUUUGAUGACUCAGUAUUAUCUUAGAAUAGAAUAGUUCUAUAUAAUUGAAGGCUUUUGCGCAAAAAGGGAGUAUUUAGCAUUUUGGGCCGAUUUUUAUUUUUU